GAAGUAUGCGUGAUCGAUGUCGGUCAUUCGGUUUUGAUAGACGUUUUGAAAAAAAAGAGCAGAGAAUCGGUUGUGGCAUUCGAUAUUUCUUUUUAAAUUAAUUAAAUUUAUUUAAAAUAGAAUUACGAAAGGAUAUGAAUUUGUGAUUGGAAAUUAUGAUUAGUGCAUGAGAAAAGUGAUUUGCAAUUGUAAUUUAUCGUUAGAAUAAAAAAAAUUGAAAAAAGAGCGAAAAGUGUGGGUCUUUUGUAUUUUUCAAUAUUAAAGAUCGAAAGGAUAUGAUGGUGGCUCGAAAAUAGUUUCUUUUUAUUAUUAUCGCAAAUUGAUUUGGAUUACGCGUGUGUGUGCAUCGAUAUUUUACACAAUUCCUCUGGUUGUUUCGAUGGGAAUGAAAACAAUGUGAUUUAUUUACAAUUUAUAUAUGAAAGGCGUUUUGCUUUUACGGACACGUUCUUUGACAAUUUUAACCAAUUAUACAAAGAAGGAAUAUUUAUCACAGUUUUUUUAAAGAAUAAUAAAAAAGAGAGAAAAAAUUAAGAAAAGAAAAGUUCUUCACGUGUGCUUUAAAACCAACAUAAACCUAAAAAUUGUAAAUUAAAUAAAAUAAAAAGUCCGACAAAGUUGUGCUCGCUUAGAAAGAGAAGCCAAAAAUAAAAAAGAAUUUAAGAGAAAAAAAAAACAAAAAUUUCGUUAAACAAUCGCUUCGGCAAUGAUUUGGCAAAGAAUAAAGUUAAAAGGAUCAGCUCCAACCUAAGUGCGAGAAAACACACAACCAGCCAUAAACCAAAUUAAUUAAACAAAACAAAAUUGUGUGCAACAUGUUUACGAUUACACAAACGAAUUUGAAAAAUAUUUUUUGAGUUUUUUCCAUUCAAAAAAUUACAUGCACGGCAAUUCUCUCAAAUUCCUUCCUUUCUAUAACACUAAAACUCCUUCGCGCAUUUAAAUAAUCCAGCCGAAAUUUCGUGUAUCAAUAAUAUAUUUCAACAAGACAACCAUCAUGAAUAGGAUUACUUGGGCUAUUUACUGUUUCGCAUUUAUUACCAUCCUGCCCAUACUGCCGACCCACGGCAGUGGAUUAUUCGAACUACGACUGAACAAAUUUAUCAACGAAAAUGGCAAAGACAAUCUGGGGAUGUGUUGCAGUGGCUUAACGGACGACACAGGCAAAUGCAUCGGCGAGUGUAAUACCCGGUUUCGGGCGUGUCUGAUGCACUAUCAGGCGAAAAUUGACGUGACAUCCAAGUGUACGUUCGGCGAUGUUGUGUCACCGGUGAUCGGACACAAUAAUGUCGAUUUUACGGCGCAAAGUGCACAACAGUUUAUGAAUCCCAUUCGAUUUCCGUUCGACUUUGCAUGGCCGGGAACGUUUACACUCAUCAUCGAGGCAUGGCACAAAUCGAAUGAAACAACAUCACGAUCACCUGAUGUUUUAAUAUCCCGUUCAUCCAUACAACGUGUACUGGCCGUAUCGUCUGAAUGGACAGAAGACUCGAAUGAAUCGGUCCAAUCAACCGUACAGUAUGCCUUCCGUGUUACAUGUGACGCUCAUUAUUAUGGUGAUCGGUGUGCGAAUUUGUGUCGGCCGAGGGAAGACGGUUUCGGCCAUUACACAUGUUCAGCGACGGGCGAACGCAUUUGUUUAUCCGGUUGGGAAGGUGAUUAUUGUGACAAAGCACGCUGCUUACCAGGCUGUGACGACCAACACGGGCAUUGCACCAAUCCGAAUGAAUGCAUAUGUCACACGGGAUGGAAAGGUGCACUGUGCGACGAAUGUGAACCGUAUCCGGGCUGUGUGCACGGCACUUGUCAAACCAAAUGGGAAUGCAACUGUAACGAAGGAUGGGGCGGUCUGUUCUGCAAUCAAGACUUAAACUAUUGCACCAAUCACCGACCAUGCCAAAAUAACGGAACAUGUUUCAAUACCGGCCAGGGAUCGUAUACGUGCCAGUGUUUGCCGGGCUAUCGCGGACAGGACUGUGAGAUCAAAAUCAGUGAAUGUAAAUAUGCCCCCUGCUUGAAUGGUGGCGUUUGCUUCGAGGAAACGUCCAAUCAAUCGUACCGAUGUGAAUGCCGGAAAGGAUGGAUGGGACAACAUUGCGAGGCGAAGACGGUCACGUGUGCGGACAAGCCUUGUUUGCAUGGUAAUUGUAAGGAUACGAGAUUGGGGUUUAAGUGUCAAUGUCCGAACGGCUACAGUGGAACGGUAUGUGAGCUGCAGAUUGACGAAUGUACCCCGAAUCCAUGCGAAAAUGGCGGCACAUGUACCAGUGGAGAUGGUAUGUUUAAGUGUGCCUGCCCGUCAGGAUUUGCUGGCAAACGAUGUGAAGAGAAUAUUGACGAUUGUCAAGGGAAUCCUUGUCUAAAUGGCGGCACUUGUGUCGAUCUGGUCAAUCAGUUUCGCUGUCAGUGUGUUCCAGGAUACAUUGGUUCGAAUUGCGCCAAUAAAGUUGACCUUUGUUUAACGAAACCAUGCGCAAAUGGUGGCUCGUGCAUCAAUUUAAACAACGACUAUCGGUGCGUUUGCCGUCCCGGUUUCACCGGCAAAGACUGCAGCAUCGAUAUUGACGAAUGCAUUUCACGACCAUGCAAAAACGGUGGCACCUGCGUCAAUCGAGUCAACAGUUUCCAAUGCGUUUGCCCGGGAGGUUAUCGUGGUGUCGAAUGUGAAGACGAAGCGUAUCCUGACAAUUAUGAUUCGACGCUAAUAUCGACGACACAUCACGAAGCACACAGCGGUCGCAGUGAAGGACUAAGUAAUGUACAAAUUGUUGUCAUCAUUAUAUCAUCGGUGUUCGUGCCAUUGAUUGCAAUGAUAGCAGCCGCCUGUGUUCUGUGCAUCAAAAAUCGACGAAAAAAUGCUAAAGAAAAGGACGAUGCCGAAGCGCGGAAACAAAACGAACAAAAUGCGUCCGCCAAUCUACACCACGGCAACGCAAUUUUAUCGUCAAAACGUAGCGCCAGCACCGGGCUCCAAUUCGACAGUGCCAAUCCGAUUGUCAUCAAAAACAAAUGGGACAAGGGCGUCAACAACAUAUCCAGUUCGGCCAGCGUUGACGAUUGCUUUCUGAAUACCAGCAUCUAUGCAACGUCCACGUACAGCGAUACGACCAGCGACUGUUGUGUCCAGCAAAAUAUACCGCCGUUGCAGCGAGCACGGUCGCAGAAGCAACUGAACACCGAUCCGUCGCUGAUGCAUCGUGCUUCGCAGAUACUGCCCAAAGAGUAUUCGUUCGACAAUAAACGGAUAUCGGUGGUGGGCGGCAGUGCGUUGAAUGGUAGUGCGAUGAGUGGGGACUCGUCGUUUUGUAGCAGUCAACGGUGGUCGUCGACGCAAAGGGAUUGCGGACUGUAUCCGCAUAUGUAGUGCUGUGUAAUUAAUUAAUUAAUUUUCCGUUUCUCGUUUUUCUUUUCGUUUGUCGACGUUUUUCUUUCUUGGUGUGCAGCUAAGGGUCUGAGUACCGUGUGAUUAUAAAUGUUAGACGACAUAUUAGGGUCGGAUGAACUUAAUUUAUUGAUUGUAAAAGACACACAGAGCUCGGUUCUCAGAUGGAGAAGAAGACGAAAAGACUGGAAAGGAAAGAAAAGUAAGGAAAUUCUGUUUUUUGUAAUUUAUUUAUUAAUGUUACGGUAAUUUAAACUUUAUUUAAGAGAAAAAGAAAAUUUAAGAACAGAAACAAACAAACAAAAAAUCAAAGAUAAGUCACGGCCAGUUCUGUGAAUGUUUUAGUGCAUGUCACCACACUCUUACAAUAAUAUUUAAACAGGAAAAUAAUUUAGAAAUUGUGUCUCACAACAAGAAAUUGAUAACGAAAACAAAACAAAAACGUUUUCUGUGUAACAAUUCGACAAGCAAACCAACUAUUUAUACACAAAACAAUCUCUGCCACAUGUAAAAAAAAACAACAAAAUAAUAAUUGUGAAUUUAUUAUACCCCGCAUACCUGGGGUAGAAGGACUUAAUUUAUUGAUAAAGAAAAUUUUGAUGAAAGAAAAAAUUGAAAAAUAAAAAAAUUUAAGAUGAAAAUUGAAGUUGAAAAAUCGGGCGUUUCUAGUGGUUAGUCAACCUCGCCAAGGAAUAUGGAUAAUUUCUUGACAUACUGGAUCUCAAUAUUUGACUCAAGACGAAGUGAAUAAGAAGCGGGAAACUUUGAUUUGAAAUUUAAGAAAGGCAGCUGGGAGAAAUUUACAAUUUUUUUUGGAAUGGUGAAAACAUUUUGAAGAACAGUAACACCCAACCCUUGAUUUCAAUUUUUAUCUUUUAAUAAAAAAAAUUAAAUUAUCGACCGGAAAAUCCUAUUCUUUUUAAAUAAAAAAAAAACACGCAAAGAACCCUAAUUACGAAAUGUGUAGCCAGUCUAAUUAAGUGUAAAACAACCGAAUUUUGUAGAUAGAAACUUUUCCGAUGAAACGUCCAAGUGAAUCGGAAUGAUGGAAUGUAACACCAAUAAAAUAACGGAGAUCAGUCAGCUACAGAUUGAGGAGACACUAUUAUCGCACAAAUUUCGGUUCUGCCGUGCAGAAUUGAUUGUGUUCGCCUUUUCCAUAUUUUUUGUUUUUAAUUUUUAAUUUUUCGUGGAAAGUGUUUGUUCGAUUGGGAUUAACGGUGUUUCUUCCUCUUUGCCAUUUCUGCAGAGAAGAAGAGAAACAGUGCGAAGAUGAUGUCACUUGUGGUUCAAGAUUUUCGUUGUCCUUUGCCCUUUAGUAAAGUUUUGUGAAAAAAAACCUUUUAUUUUCAGUUGGGACAUAAUGAACUAUAGUGAAUUAUAAAGAACAUGAAAUUUUUCGAUUUUUUUGUUGAUGUUGUUGAUUUAACGGUUCUUACAAUGAAUUAUGGACUUUGAUCCCUUCACAACAGUCAUUCGUCAAAUUCUAGUCUUAAAUCAAUUGAGUCGAACGGCCAGGCGCUUGUGUCAGAAAAUUUGGCUCCAUUCCACAAAAAUGUACUCGAAAAGUCGAUUUUCGAAAACGAAAAUUUGUUCCGCAAAUUGUCAUUCCCCAUCACGUAUGAUAGCUGAAAAGCUCGAAAAACGUAAACCGAUAGGAUUGACGCAAGGGACGCGACUACCA
Bradysia coprophila is the source of this 5066-nucleotide messenger RNA. It is a transcript of the gene Delta, whose product is annotated as neurogenic locus protein delta. NCBI's taxonomy places the organism in Eukaryota, Metazoa, Arthropoda, Insecta, Diptera, Sciaridae. Gene Ontology annotation, cellular component: membrane. The record is from RefSeq and is a predicted model, not a curated record. Gene Ontology annotation, biological process: Notch signaling pathway; multicellular organism development; cell communication. Gene Ontology annotation, molecular function: calcium ion binding.